AUGUCUAAAAAUGGUACAACUGGUAAUAAAAAAAAGAAAACGAAAUUAUCGACAGCAGCAACAAUUGCAGCAAAUAUAGCAAAAGCGAAUGCAACAUUAAAUAAUAAUAAUAAUAGUAACAAUAAUAGUAAUAAUACAAAUAUAGGUAAUUCAAUUAAUGGUAUACCAUCAUCAUUACCACCAUCGGUUACAUUACCAGUUGAGGAAUUAAUUUCAUUUGCACCAGAAUGUUUACUAUUUUCACAAUUAUUAGAAUUUGAAGAGAAAUUAGAUGCAUCAAUCAAUAAAAGAUUAAUUGAUAUUCAAGAAGCGUCAAGAAGAAACAGUAUUAAAAACAUUCGUACACUUCGUUUAUCAAUCUAUAACACAUACUCCAACCAAUCUGCAUACUAUCAUUUAGAUAAUAAAUCAUUAAAUUCCGUUCAAGAAAGACCAUCAUGGUCAUUACGUGUUGAAGGUAAAUUAUUGGAUGAAUCUCAAGAUGAACUUGUAAAUAAAUCAAUUAAAUCCUCAUCAUCAUCCUCCUCAACAGCAAAUAAAAGAAAGUUUUCAUCAUUUUUUAAAAAGGUUUUCAUUCAAAUUGGUCAUAGAGAUACUUGUGAAUGGGAUAAAUCUCAAACUUUUACUGAAACUGAUGGUUUUGAAAUUAAAAGAAAUGGUAACCAAGAAGUUGAUAUUAAAAUUUUAAUGUAUUUAGAUCACGUACCACAAAAAUAUAAAGUAUUAGGUGGACUUUCUCAAUUAUUAAAUAUUCACACAGAUACCAAACCAAGAAUCAUUUUAGCAUUAUGGCAUUACAUUAAAUCAAAUACAUUAUUAGAUGCAGAAACAAAGAAAAUUACUUGUGAUGAAAAUUUAAAAAAUAUAUUUAGUUUAGAAGAAUUACAAUUUAAUCAAAUACCACAAUUAUUAAGAGAACAUUUAUCACCACCUGAUCCAUUAGAAUUUCAAUAUACAUUACAUUUAUCAGGAGAUGCAAAAGAUUAUGAACAAGCAUAUGAUAUUCAAGUUGAAGUUGAUGAACCAAUCUUUAAUCCAAAUCCAACAAUGAGAAAAGAGAUUUCACAAUUGAAUGAUGAAAUUAAUCAUCAUAUUCAAAAAGUUUAUCAACAUAAGAGAAAACGUGAAUUCAUGGAAAAAUUAUCAUCUGAUCCAUUAGGUUUCUUAAAUGAUACAACAGCAAAUUUAGUAAAAGAUUUCCAAGUUUCAAAAUCAACAACUUCAACUGGUUUCGAAGAGGAAAGACAUGCUUCUUUCUAUUAUCAACCAAUGACUGAAGAACUUGUAAAAAAUUAUCUUUCAAAACAAACCACUCCAAAUCCAACUCCACAACAAAUUUCAAUGGCUCCUUCAACUCCUCAAACUCCUUAA
Molecule: messenger RNA, 1371 nt
Organism: Dictyostelium discoideum AX4
Lineage: Eukaryota; Evosea; Eumycetozoa; Dictyosteliales; Dictyosteliaceae
Gene: snf12-1
Product: CHC group protein
Exons: 3
Coding region: 1-1371 (456 amino acids)
Cellular component (GO): nucleus
Source: RefSeq, a predicted model, not a curated record